GCUACUUCGGUGACAGUUGUGUCAGCGCUUGUGCCCUCAACCCCUGCCAGUCCCCGGCCACUUGCACCCGCAAACCGGGCACGGCGCACGGCUACAUGUGCGAGUGUCCCCAAGGUCACUUCGGUCCCUACUGCGAGCACAAGCAGAGUGGGCACAUGGAGGGCAUGGUGGGUGUGCAAGGGGCAUGGUGGGUGUGCAAAGCUGGAGGGCAUGCGACCGGGUGUCACUGCUGUCACCCUCUGUCACCCCCUCCUGACACCCCUCUUUGCCCCGCAGUCAACUACGACAGCUGUCCCCGUGCCAUCGAGGCCAACAUUUGGUGGCCCCGCACCCGCUUCGGGUUGCCCGCCGCUGCCCCCUGCCCCAAGGGGUCCGUCGGCACGGCGGUGCGACACUGUGACGAGCACAAGGGCUGGUUGCCCCCCAACCUCUUCAACUGCAGCUCCCUGGCCUUCGCCCCCCUGCGCCGUUGGGCGGAGCGGUUGGCGAGGAACGAGUCGGUGCUGGACCCGGCGCAGUCGCGGCGCGUGGCCCUGCAGCUGCAGGAGGCCACUGGCCACACGGCCACCUACUUCGGCAGCGACCUGCGGUUGGUCUACGCGCUGGCCACGCGGCUACUGCGCCACGAGAGCGCCCAGCGGGGCUUCCGUCUGGCUGCCACCCAGGACGUCCACUUCACAGAGGUGCCACCACCGGGGGGGACAAGCCAGGGGUGGGGCACGGCGGUGCGACACUGUGACGAGCACAAGGGCUGGUUGCCCCCCAACCUCUUCAACUGCAGCUCCCUGGCCUUCGCCCCCCUGCGCCGUUGGGCGGAGCGGUUGGCGAGGAACGAGUCGGUGCUGGACCCGGCGCAGUCGCGGCGCGUGGCCCUGCAGCUGCAGGAGGCCACUGGCCACACGGCCACCUACUUCGGCAGCGACCUGCGGUUGGCCUACGCGCUGGCCACGCGGCUACUGCGCCACGAGAGCGCCCAGCGCGGCUUCCGCCUGGCUGCCACCCAGGACGUCCACUUCACCGAGGUGCCACCACCGGGGGGGACAACCCAAGGUGCCCUCCUGGACAGCAGCAACAAGCGUCACUGGGAGCUGAUCCAGCAGACGGAGGGGGGCACGGCCUGGCUGCUCAAGCACUUCGAGGACUACGCCAGCGCCCUGGCCCAGAACAUGCCCCAGACCUACCUCAGCCCCUUCACCAUCGUCACCCCCAACAUCG
This is a messenger RNA of Calidris pugnax (ruff), 1215 nucleotides long. Its product is annotated as cadherin EGF LAG seven-pass G-type receptor 2-like. The transcript is spliced from 8 exons. Gene Ontology annotation, cellular component: membrane. Gene Ontology annotation, molecular function: G protein-coupled receptor activity. NCBI's taxonomy places the organism in Eukaryota, Metazoa, Chordata, Aves, Charadriiformes, Scolopacidae. The record is from RefSeq and is a predicted model, not a curated record. The annotation marks the transcript as partial.